AUGAACCUCGUUGUAACCUUGAACUUUGGAAGCGAGCUGUUCAAGAUGGCAACGGAGCACAUCAUCAAGACGGUCGAGCCGUUACACGUCGGGCAGUUCAUGUUCUGCCGCAUCACCACACAGACGGGCAUCGUAGGAUACGGCGAGGCAGGCAUUUGGGGCCACAUCGAGGCCGCGGGAACGUGCAUCAAGCGGUUUGCCGAGUACCUCGAGGGCAAGCGAGCCUUUGACAUUGAGCACCACUGGAACGUGAUGCACCGCUUCAGCUACUUCCAGGGCCUGGCCAUCAACGCCGCCAUCUCCUCCAUCGACAUUGCCCUCUGGGACAUCAAGGGCAAGGCCCUCGGCGUCCCCAUCUACGAGCUCCUCGGCGGAGCCUGCCGCACCAAGGCGCGCGUCUACGGCCAUAUCUACGAAAAGACGAUCGAGGGCGUCCUUGCGGAGUGCAAGCGCAAGAUGGACAUGGGCUUCACGGCCUUUGGCCACAUCAACCCGUUCCUGGACGAGGGCACCGACCAGGUCUACUUCAAGACGCACAUCCAGAAGAUGCAGGACGCCAUCGACAACGUGCGCAGGAUGCGCGCCGUGGUCGGGGACAAGGUCGACCUCCUGAUCGAGCUGCACCGCCGCCUGACGCCGGCCGAGGCCAUCACCUUCUGUAACGGCAUCCAGGACACGGUCCCCAUGCUCGUCGAGGACCCGAUCCGCCCCGAGAACGCCGACGCCAUGGCCCGGGUGGCCGACCGGAUCAGCGUUCCCGUGGGCACGGGCGAGCGCUUCUGCACCAUCUACGAGUUCCAGGCCCUCCUGUCCCGCAACGCCGUCGAGUACGCCCGCGUCGAUGUGGCCGUCUGCGGCGGCAUCACCGGCGCGAAAAAGGUCGCUGCCAUGGCCGAGGCACACCACGUGCAGAUCGUCCCCCAUAAUCCGCUCUCGCCCAUCGGCCUGGCGGCGUGCCUGCAGGUGGCUGCCGCCAUCCCCAACUUCGCUAUCCAGGAGUAUGCCACGGGCUUCGAGGCUGGCGUGUUCACGAGCCAGUCGACCCAUCUGGGCAGUGAUAUCGUGGACUAUGUGCCCCUGCCCAAGGAUGGCUUCGUCGAUAUUCCCUCUGGGCCUGGGCUAGGCAUGAAUCUUGUUGCUGAUGCGCAGACGAUCCGGCCGCCGUUGGUUCAGCCCAUCAAGAUGCGUCCGCACAGGGAUGGGUUCGUGGUGGAUCAGUAA
Clonostachys rhizophaga is the source of this 1221-nucleotide messenger RNA. The record is from the annotation of a GenBank genome assembly. Lineage: Eukaryota; Fungi; Ascomycota; Sordariomycetes; Hypocreales; Bionectriaceae.